Messenger RNA from Linderina pennispora, 1089 nucleotides. RefSeq lists its product as uncharacterized. The record is from RefSeq and is a predicted model, not a curated record. Gene Ontology annotation, molecular function: histone binding. The transcript has a single exon. Bases 129 to 1049 code for a protein of 306 amino acids. Gene Ontology annotation, cellular component: Set1C/COMPASS complex. NCBI's taxonomy places the organism in Eukaryota, Fungi, Kickxellomycota, Kickxellomycetes, Kickxellales, Kickxellaceae.
UCGGAGGAGAGCGCUAGCGAGAAUGAGGGGGAUCGGGCGGAUGUCCGGCGGAUUCCUAAUGAGACCGGGCGCCCGGCUGUGUCGAUGGGCCGGCGCCUGCGCAGACGCCUGCUGCAGCCCGCCCCGCAAUGCCGGAGAAGCCGGACUAUGUGCUAAAGUACUCGCUGGUGGGCCACCGCAAGGGCGUGUCGUCGGUGAAGUUUUCGCCCGACGGUAACUGGCUUGCGUCCUCGGCGGCUGACAAGACAGUGAAGCUGUGGAAUGCCUACAAUGGAAAGUACGACAAGACCUUGGAAGGCCACGCAGGCGGCCUGUCGGACGUGGCGUGGUCGUCUGACUCGCAGUACCUGGCCACGGCCUCCGACGACAAGACCGUGCGGCUGUGGAACCGCGACUCGGGUAAGUGCCUGAAGGUGCUGCGUGGCCACACAAACUACGUGUUCUGCCUGUGCUAUAACCCGCAGUCGACGCUUUUGGCCUCGGGGUCAUUUGACGAGACCGUGCGCAUCUGGGAUGUCAGCACCGGCAAGUGCAUCAAGACCCUGCCGGCCCACUCCGACCCUGUGUCUGCCGUGCACUUCAACCGCGACGGCACCAUGCUUGUGUCGUGCAGCUAUGACGGGCUCAUCCGCAUCUGGGACGUAGCCUCGGGCCAGUGCCUGAAGACAAUCGUCAACGACGACAACCCGCAGGUCUCGUUUGUCAAGUUCUCGCCCAAUAGCAAGUACAUUCUGGCGUCGACCCUCGACAGCACAUUGCGUCUGUGGAACUACCACACCGGCAAAUGCCUAAAGGUCUACAAGGGCCAUUCGAACGAGACAUACUGCUGCUUUGGCACCUUCUCCAUCACCGGCGGCAAGUGGAUUGUGUCGGGCAGCGAGGACCAGUGCAUCUACCUGUGGAACCUGCAGACCAAGGAGAUUGUGCAGAAGCUGCAGGGCCACACUGAUGUUGUCCUGUGCGUCGACUGCCAUCCGCUCAAAAACAUCAUUGCCUCGGGCUCGCUGGAAAAGGACAAGUCUGUCAAGAUCUGGAAGUUUGACUGUUAGCCCCGCAUGAGGGGUAGAACGGGGGUUUAUCUAGCUUGUC